AUGAGCCGAGAUUUCCUCACGCAUCUGAAACUCAGCAGUGAUGAAAAAGGCCAAGUUGAUGUGAAAUUUGAAGAAAAUCAAGCUGAUGUAGAAGAAGAAGAAGAAGUCGAAGAGGAUGCGGAAGAAGAAGAAGAAGAGGAAUUUUCGUUUAUGUGUGGAGGAGCGAACACGUCGCCUAUAGCGGCGGAGGAUGCUUUCAUCAAUGGCCAGAUCAAGCCGGUUUUCCCCUUGUUCAGCCGCGAUUUGCUAUUUUACGGCGAAGAUCCCACCGCCUUGCACGAUAAUUUGGCGAUGAGGCCUCCGGUGAAGGUGUUCGUGGAAACGGCUGGAGGUGCCACGUCAUCGGCCGCCGGUCCGAGCUGCGACUGGUCGGACCGGAAGGCGGUCGAGGCGUCGCCUGAGGUCUGCAAAAAGAGCAACUCGACCGGGUUUUCUAAAAUUUGGCGGUUCAAGGAUUUGCUGGGGAGGAGCAACAGCGACGGCAGGGACGCUUUCGUCUUCCUGAACAACAGCCACGCGAAGGGAGAGGAGAAAAAGGAGGAGGCGGUGAAAGUGAGUGGAAAAUCGAAGAAGGGGGGGAAGGUGAAAACGGCGCCGUUGUCGGCUCAUGAAGUGUACUUGAAGAGUAAGGCGAAGGGGGAGGAGCGCCGGCGGUCGUAUUUGCCUUACCGGCCGGAGUUGAUGGGGUUUUUCACUAAUGUUAAUGGCGGAUUAAGUAAAAACGUACAUCCCUUUUAA
This is a messenger RNA of Salvia hispanica, 738 nucleotides long. RefSeq lists its product as uncharacterized. Lineage: Eukaryota; Viridiplantae; Streptophyta; Magnoliopsida; Lamiales; Lamiaceae. The record is from RefSeq and is a predicted model, not a curated record.